UUGCUACUUUUAUCAGCAAUUGACAUAUUUCCACUGAACAACAACUUGCUUAAUUACUAAUAAAUUUUAAUACUUUUUGAAAAAUUACUGUUUAUCAACACACACACAAUAUAUGGAAGUUAUUUUUGAUUUCUGGGUGUAUGUAAUGCCUCCAUGGAAAUACCGCAUAAAAGAAUUCACUAUUUUAUAUAUCACUAAAUCAACUGAUGAAGACAUUUCACUGAUUCACGGUGUUUUUCUACCUCCCUAUGAUUACACUCUGCUAGAAAACGAAGUAAAAGAGCAUUAUAAAGAAAAACAAGCAAAAUAUGGGAUUCCAUGGGAGGCGGGAAAUUUGAAAGUGAAAAGUCAAAAGGCAAUUAUUAGCGAUCAUUUAGUAUCAGCUGAUGUCAUUUAUGUUAGAAACACUCUAAAUGAGAAUAUUUUAAACAGAUUAAUUGCCAUCAAUCCCACAGUGAAGGUUAUUGCCUUAGAAGAAGAACUCGGAUAUGAUGGAAAAGUGAUGAAAACAUAUUGUCAGUAUCAUGAUGAUCGUGACAAUAAUUAUUGUACCACUGAUAAUAGCAAGCACAUGUAUCACUGGCUUAAAUGCCGAAUCGAAAGACUUAAACGCCCGCGCGAGAAAUCAUGUGAACGUAGUUACUAUGUUAGUAAUAAAAAAUGUAUAAAUUUCAGAAUUCAGUCGAAAUUACAUUCGCAUGAGACCGACGAACAAAAGUCUAAUUUUAAAAUAUGCUUCAAUGGCCAAACUUGACCAUCAAUAAUUAAUGAAAUUUAAUUGAUGUAAAAUUUAUAAAUUAAUAUUAUUUUUUAAUCACUACACUGCAAAUCUAAAGACAACCCAAGUGUUGAUUUCUACAAUAGAAUAUUCGGAAAUUCAUAACGGUAAUGCCAUAAAAAAACCAUAACAUUUUAGACAUACCUCAAAAUGUCUACAUUUCGGCGACACAAAUGCUAUAGUUUGUUAGCAGAAUUGAACAUUGUUCUUGCACGACUAGUAGUAUGGCAAUAACCUAUGUUAACAAUAAAUUUGGAGAUAAAUAAUAAUAAUGACGAAAACGAACUAAAACUUGACCAUUCGAAUUUGCUUGUUACAUAGGUGCAAUAUUUUUGUGCUAUUAAGUUUAGUGUUUAGUCUAACUUCUAGCUAAGCUAUAUACAU
Messenger RNA from Chelonus insularis, 1162 nucleotides. RefSeq lists its product as uncharacterized. NCBI's taxonomy places the organism in Eukaryota, Metazoa, Arthropoda, Insecta, Hymenoptera, Braconidae. The transcript has a single exon. Bases 113 to 754 code for a protein of 213 amino acids. The record is from RefSeq and is a predicted model, not a curated record.